Messenger RNA from Penicillium alfredii, 276 nucleotides. RefSeq lists its product as uncharacterized. The record is from RefSeq and is a predicted model, not a curated record. Lineage: Eukaryota; Fungi; Ascomycota; Eurotiomycetes; Eurotiales; Aspergillaceae. The transcript has 3 exons. Bases 1 to 276 code for a protein of 91 amino acids.
AUGAAGCUUUCACUCGUCUUUCCCCUGACUAGUCUCCUGUCUUUGACAGUUGCUGGGUCUCUGACCACCGAUGAAGUCAGCCCAUGCUUGACCCACUGUCUUACAGAAGGUGCCGCUGUAGCUGGCUGUACCUCCUACCUUGAUCUGAAGUGUACCUGUCCCAGUCCGGCAUUCAAGGAUGCGCUCGGCGUGUGUCUGAAGGAUGUAUGCGAGAAGAAGGAUUUGGAAGCGGCGAAGCAGUUACACGUGAAGCGCUGUGGGACAGCUCCUCAGUAA